ACGUAAACAUAAGAAGUUAUCAAAAAUCGAAAAGAAAGUUUCAAAACUUUCCAAUUAUCUUUAAUCAAGUUCUACCUCAUAGAUAUAGCUUCAAGAAUACGAAAUAGUCACAGAAAUGCUACGUAAUGUGAGGUUGCUAAAUGCAGUUCAAACCGGGACGAAAUGGCAUCGCCGUUGUUUGAGUUCUUCGGUGACGAAUUCGACGAUUCAGAAACGGAUCUGUAUCGUCGGAGCUGGACCAGCUGGUUUCUAUGCGGCCCAGUAUAUUCUUAAGCAUCUAGAAAAUUCUCAUAUUGACAUCGUAGAAAAGCUUCCGGUUCCGUUUGGUCUGGUUCGAUUCGGAGUAGCUCCAGAUCAUCCCGAGGUAAAAAAUGUUAUCAAUACGUUCACUAAGACCGCCGAGAAUCCUAGAAUUAGAUUUCUAGGAAAUUUGAGCCUGGGGAAGGAUUUCUCUAUCAAUGACCUGAGAGAAAGGUAUCAUGCAGUUCUUUUGACUUACGGUGCAGAUCAGGAUAAAACCUUCGACAUUCCCAACGAGUCGCUUAAGAAUGUGCUCUCGGCUCGCGAAUUUGUGGCCUGGUACAAUGGGCUGCCCGGGUUCGAAAAUUUGAAUCCAGACUUGAGUGGCACCACGCUAACGCUUCUCGGACAGGGUAACGUUGCCGUGGACAUCGCUCGGAUUGUCCUUGCCGGAGUCGAUGAUCUGAAGAAAACUGAUAUCACUGAAUACGCUUUAGAAGCAUUGUCGCGAAGCAAUGUAAAGAAAGUUCUGCUGGUGGGACGACGAGGUCCACUCCAAGCUGCCUUCACUAUUAAAGAACUUAGGGAAAUGUUGAAACUUACGACGUGUUCAACUUGCUGGCGCAGUGAAGAUUUUCAAAGUGUUCAUGGAACACUGUCUGAUCUACCUCGCCCGAGAAAACGCAUCACCGAACUGAUGUUGAAGAGCCUUUCGGAACAGCAACCCCAGAGUACGGGUCGUGCUGAUGGUAUCUUCAGUCCCAUCUUUUUUCGCUCCCCGGUACAAUUUCUGGGCACCGGGCACGUACAGGCAGUGGAGUAUGAGAUUAACAAGCUGGUUGAUAAUCGUGCCGUAUCCACCGGUGAGAAAGAGGUCCUCGAGACUGAUUUGGUUUGCCGUAGCAUCGGUUAUCGGUCUUCAAGUUUGGACAGUACUCUAAAUUUUGAUGAAGCCAAAGGAUGCAUUGCAAAUGUUGGAGGUCGUGUUUUGAAAAAGCAGCUCACAGGUAGCGAUCAAACGAUUGACGAUAUCGAAGACAAGUACGAAAAAGGGUUGUACACCUCCGGUUGGUUAGCAACCGGUCCAACUGGAGUCAUUCUGACCACCAUGAGUAACUCGUUCGGGGUGGCCGACCUUAUCUGCAAGGAUUUUCAUAAUAACAUCAUUCGCGUCAAGGAAACAAAACCGGGCUUGGAUUUGACCGGAAAACGUGUGGUCAGUUGGUCCGGAUGGAAUGCGAUAGAUGCAGAAGAGUGUAGCCGGGGAGCGAAGCGAGACAAACCUAGAGAGAAAAUUAUAAACGUAGAAGAGAUGUUGAAAAUCGCUGAUGGGAAAUAAAAUUUUCCACCUGUUAAAUGUACUAGCUGGCGCUAGGUUUGUAUUAAAGAUUUCAAAAGUUUAUUAUUACGUAUCUUAGGUAUUUAUUAUUUUUAUGUUUAUGGACGGGGGUUUAUUAAAAUUGUAAUGAUAUUAAAAUAAUUUUUAUUAUUUCCGAAACUUCAAAUGCUUAUCGAAAACAUUGAAUAUGAAUGUUAAAACAAAAAUUUACCAAACUCAAUCUUUGUAGCAUUUCAUAAGGCAUCGUUUUGCAUCGCGGCUAUCAUUUCCAAACGUCUUU
Messenger RNA from Uranotaenia lowii, 1859 nucleotides. It is a transcript of the gene dare, whose product is annotated as NADPH:adrenodoxin oxidoreductase, mitochondrial. The coding region runs from base 116 to 1579 and encodes 487 amino acids. NCBI's taxonomy places the organism in Eukaryota, Metazoa, Arthropoda, Insecta, Diptera, Culicidae. Gene Ontology annotation, cellular component: mitochondrion. The record is from RefSeq and is a predicted model, not a curated record. The transcript has 6 exons. Gene Ontology annotation, biological process: ubiquinone biosynthetic process.